AUGAAAGUCUUAGGAAUGAGGUGUUCGCAGCCGCCGCCGCGCCGCUGUCAAUUCUCCAACGCCCGAGGUCUCUAUACCGUGGCUCAUACAAAGCAGACUGCCCGCAAAUCUACCGGUGGUAAAGCACCCAGGAAGCAACUGGCUACAAAAGCUGCUCGCAAGAGUGCUCCCUCUACUGGAGGGGUGAAGAAACCUCAUCGUUACAGUCCUGGUACUAUGGCACCCCGUGAAAUUAGACGUUAUCAGAAGUCCACUGAACUUCUGAUUCACAAACUUCCCUUCCAGCGUCUGGUGCAAGAAAUUGCUCAGGACUUUAAAACAGAUCUGCGCUUCCAGACCACAGCUAUCAGUGCUUUGCAGGAGGCAAGCGAGGCCUAUCUGGUUGGCCUUUUUGAAGACACCAACCUUUGUGUUAUCCAUGCCAAACGUGUAACAAUUAUGCCAAAAGACAUCCAGCUAGCAGGCCUCCUACGUGGAGAGCGUGCUUAAGAAUCCACUAUGAUGGGAAACAUUUCAUUCCAAAAAAAAAAAAAAAUUAUCUUCUCCUGUUAUUGGUAGUUCUGAACGUUAGAUAAUUUUUUUCCCAUGGGGUCAAAAGGUACAUAAGUAUAUGAUUGCGAGUGGAAAAACAGGGGACAGAAAUCAGGUAUUGGCAGUUUUUCCAUUUUCAUUUGUGUGAAUUUUUAAUAUAAAUGUGGAGACGUAAAGCACUGAUGCAAGUUAAAAUGUUUCAGUGAACAAGUUUCAGCGGUUCAACUUUAUAAUAAUUAUAAAUAAACCUGUUAAAUUUUUCUGGACAAUGCCAGCAUUUGGAUUUUUUUAAAACAAGUAAAUUUCUUAUUGACGGCAACUAAAUGGUGUUUGUAGCAUUUUCACCAUACAGUAGAUUCCAUCCGCUCACUGUACUUUUCUGAGUUGUCCUACAUGCACGUACAUGUUUUUAAUGUUGUCUGUCUGUGCUGUUCCUGUACGUUUGCUAUUAAAAUACAUUAAACUAAAGAAAAGAAAAGAAAGUCUUAGGAAUGAAAAGAAAUGCUAGAAAUGAAAAAUGCCUUUGAUGGACUUAGCAGUGAACUUGGCAUGGCUAAGGAAAAUGUCUCUAAGCUGGAGGUUAUCUCAAUAGAAACUUCCAAAACUGAAAAAAAUAAAGACGAAUGAGAAUACCAGAAGAAAAGAAACAGAAUAGGCCUUGUGUGGUGACUCACGCCUGUAACCCCAGCACUUUGAGAGGCCCAGGCGGGUGGAUCACAAGGUCAGGAGAUCAAGACCAUCCUGGCCAACAUGGUGAAACCCCGUCUCUACUAAAAUACUAUAUAUAUGUGAAACCUAACCCCAGCUCUGCUUAAAAUUAACUAAUUCCCCUGUAAAACCUACCUUAUCUAUUCUCCCCACAUUCUAAGCAAAUUUCCCAGGCAUUUCAAGACUCCCGUUUUCCUUGCUGCCUGGCUGCAAGGUCACAGGGCAGAUAACACCUGAAGAAUGUACAGUGCGUUUCUCAAAAUGCUAGUUUUCAAAUGUAGUGUACAUUACAAAACAUGUUACAAAUUAACUGUUCUUUGUUCUGGCUUCUGUUUUUUUUUUUUUUUUUUUUCUUGAGACAGAGUUUCGCUCAGCCUGGGUAAUACCCAGUAUGGAGUGCAAUGGCGCGAUCUCGGCUCACUGCAACCUCUGCCUCCUGGGUUCAGGCAAUUCUCCUGCCUCAGCCUCCCGAGUAGCUGGGACUACAGACACGCGCCACCAUGCCCAGCUAAUUUUUUGUAUUUUUAGUAGAGACGGUGUUUCACCAUGUUGACCAGGAUGGUCUCGAUCUGUUGACCUCGUGAUCCACCCGCCUCGGCCUCCCAAAGUGCUGGGAUUAUAGGCGUGAGCCACCGCGCCCGGCCUCUGGCUUCUGUUAACCUGCUAGCUGCUACAUCAUCCUGGAUGUAUAAAAAGUACCCCGGUUUCUUUCUACUUUGCGCAGCCUUGGGACCCUAAUCUGCUGAGCUGGUGCCACUUUAAUAAAAUCCUCCUGUCUCACCCACUGGUCUCUCCAGUCUCCUGAAUAUUCUGCAGCACUUCAGCACAAUAUUGAAUUCAAAAGUCAUAGCAGUUAUCAUUGUCUUCUACUUGAUUUCUAAAGAUUCACCGUAAAGUAUUGUGGUUAUUUUGUAGGUAUCCUCUGCAAGUACUAGGAUCUCUCUUAUUCCAACUUGGCUGAGAAGUUGUAAAAUUUUUAAUGAAUACUGAAUUUUAGCAAAUGAUUUUUCUGUAUUUGUUGAAAUAAUCAUAAUUUUUCUCCUUCACUUAAUAAUGCAAAUUCCUUAAUAGAUUUGUCUCUUGUUACACAAUCGUUAAGUUCCUGGGAUGUAUUCAACUCAGUCAUGAUUUAAAAUACAUUGCAGGAUUUCAUUCCCUGAUAUUUUAUUUAGGAUUUUGGAAUCCAAGGUUAUAAACGGAAUUGUUUGAUAAUUUGCAACUCUCAAUAUUUUAUUUUAUUGGUUUCAAGAUAUCCUACCCUCAUAAAAUAAGCUAGAUAAUUUGCCAUCUUUUUCUGUUCCCUAAAGCAGUUUGCACGAAAGAAGGAUUAUCUAUCUAUUUCUUGAAAGUUUGGUAGAAAUUCCUGGAAAGAGUAUGUUGUGUAGUGUUUUGUAGGUAGACUUCUUUGUAGGUAGACUUCAUUACUGAUGCAAUGAUUUUUUUUUUUCUUUUUUUUUGAGACAGAGUCCUACUCUGUCUCCCAGGCUAGAGUGCAAUGGUGCAAUCUUGGCUCACUGCAACCUCUGCCUCCCAGGUUCAAGCGAUUCUCCUGCCUCAGCCUCCUGAGUAGCUGGGAUUACAGGUUCCCACCACCAUGCCCAGCUAAUUUUUGUAUUUUCAGUAGAGAAAAAGAUUUCACCAUGUUGGCCAGGCUGGUCUCAAACUCCUUACUUCAAGUGAUUCACUUGCCUCAGCCUCCCAAAGUGCUGGGAUUACAGGCGUGAGCCACU
Molecule: messenger RNA, 2969 nt
Organism: Callithrix jacchus (white-tufted-ear marmoset)
Lineage: Eukaryota; Metazoa; Chordata; Mammalia; Primates; Cebidae
Source: RefSeq, a predicted model, not a curated record